Messenger RNA from Setaria italica (foxtail millet), 1789 nucleotides. Its product is annotated as protein DETOXIFICATION 27. Gene Ontology annotation, molecular function: antiporter activity; xenobiotic transmembrane transporter activity. The coding region runs from base 101 to 1570 and encodes 489 amino acids. Gene Ontology annotation, biological process: xenobiotic detoxification by transmembrane export across the plasma membrane. The transcript is spliced from 8 exons. The record is from RefSeq and is a predicted model, not a curated record. NCBI's taxonomy places the organism in Eukaryota, Viridiplantae, Streptophyta, Magnoliopsida, Poales, Poaceae. Gene Ontology annotation, cellular component: membrane.
AUGAGGUCGUGGCGACUGGUGGGCAUUAGUUGCUCCAAUACGUGUCGAUCUGCCUCCUCUAGCUGGCUGCUUUCAAUUGCGAGCGACUGACUUCCCGAGCAUGGAGAGCCAGAACGCGGCGGCGGCCCCGCUGCUCUCGGAGCUCCCGCUGCCGGAGAAGUGGGGCGGCGGAGGCAAGAUCCAGCAGGGGCGGCGCCUGGGCCUGGCGAAGGAGGUGUGGGAGGAGUCCAGGAAGCUGGGGGAGGUGGUCGGCCCGGCCGUGUUCAUGAACCUGGUGUUCUCCACCAUGAACGUCGUCAGCCAGUCCUUCGCCGGCCACCUCGGCGACCUCGAGCUCGCCGCCUUCUCCAUGGCCAACACCGUGGUCGACGGCUUCAACUUCGCCAUUUUGCUUGGCAUGGCGAGUGCACUGGAGACGCUCUGCGGACAGGCGUACGGGGCGAAGCAAUACCACAUGCUGGGCAUCUACCUGCAGCGCUCGUGGCUCAUCCUCCUGGCCUUCGCCGUGCUCCUCUCCCCGAUGUACGUCUUCAGCGGGCCGCUCCUCGCCGCGCUGGGCCAGCCCGCCGAUCUGUCGCGCGAGGCCGGCUCCGCCAGCGUCUACUUCCUGCCGUCGCACUUCAUGUACGCCGUGCUCCUGCCGGUCAUGACGUUCCUGCAGUGCCAGCUCAAGAACUGGGUCACCGCGGCCGCCGCCGCGGCGGUGUUCGCCGUGCACGUUGCGGCGACGUGGCUGCUGGUGAAGUGCCUCGGGCUGGGGAUCUUCGGCGUGGCCAUGGCGUUCAACCUGUCAUGGGUGGUCUUCGCGGCGCUGCUGGUCGCGUACGCUCUCGGCGGCGGGUGCCCGGAGACGUGGAGCGGGUUCUCGACGUCGGCGUUCGUGGACUUGAAGGAGUUUGUCACGUUGUCUGCGUCGUCGGGUGUCAUGGUGUGCUUGGAGAAUUGGUACUACCGGAUAUUGCUUUUCCUCACGGGUUUCUUGAGGAACGCCGAGCUAUCUGUGGAUGCACUAUCUAUCUGUAUGAGUUUGACUGGAUGGGAGAUGAUGAUUCAUAUGGGAUUUUUAGCGGGCACUGGGGUGAGGGUAGCUAAUGAGCUUGGCGCGGCCAAUGGACAAGGUGCAAAGUUUGCGACAAUCGUGUCGACGACAACAUCCUUUCUGAUCAGUCUCUUUGCUAGUUUGCUCGCGCUGAUUUUCCACGACAAGCUCGCGAUGAUCUUCUCAUCAAGUCAGGCCGUGAUCGAUGCGGUCGAUGGCAUAUCCAUUCUGCUCGCGCUCACUAUUCUCCUCAACGGUAUCCAACCUGUGCUCUCUGGAGUUGCUAUUGGUUCAGGCUGGCAAGGACUUGUUGCUUAUGUGAACAUCGGAAGUUACUACUUGAUCGGUGUUCCUCUUGGUGUUCUGCUAGGAUGGGGUUUCAACUACGGUGUUCCUGGAAUAUGGGCUGGAAUGAUCGGCGGCACAAUGAUGCAGACUUUAAUUCUGGCAUUGAUCACCCUUCGAUGUGAUUGGAAUGAAGAGGCACUGAAAGCUGGUAACAGAGUGCGGCAAUGGAGUAGCGCCAAGUGAGCUAGGAGACUUUAUAUAUAUCAAGAUAGAGAACUAGUGGCAUCAAUUCGUUGUAGUUUAUAUCUUAGUUUCUAUGAUCACAAAUAUGUAAUGUUUUAUGUAGUCUAUUGGUUCACUUCAGGUGUAAUUGAUUUAAGGAAGUUGGACCUGGUCGUUUUAUGAGACCAAAGAUCAAGCACACCAUAAAAUGCAAUGGAGGUUUAGGAUUUAGAGACAGUA